Seriola dumerili (greater amberjack) is the source of this 1529-nucleotide messenger RNA. Its product is annotated as zinc finger protein 835-like. NCBI's taxonomy places the organism in Eukaryota, Metazoa, Chordata, Actinopteri, Carangiformes, Carangidae. The transcript has 4 exons. The record is from RefSeq and is a predicted model, not a curated record. Gene Ontology annotation, biological process: regulation of transcription by RNA polymerase II. Gene Ontology annotation, molecular function: RNA polymerase II cis-regulatory region sequence-specific DNA binding; DNA-binding transcription factor activity. Bases 1 to 1377 code for a protein of 458 amino acids.
AUGAGUGAGUUGCAGGUCUUGGUGAGACGCAGACUGACGGCUGCUGCGGAGGAGAUCUGCGGGGUUCUGGAUCUCACUCUGGGGGGUCUGGAGGAGGAAGUCCGCCGCCAGCAGAGACUGCUGCACUCCGUGCUCAACCCAGAGAUCCGUCCGCAGAGAGGCGACGUCCAGCAGUUGUUGAGUGAGGAUGAUGAUGAUGAAGAGAAACCUCAGUCUUCACAGCUUCAUCAGAGUCAGACUGAGGAAAACGGAGACUUUGAGGCAGGAGAGGACUGUGAAGGACCAGGACAAGCCAGGAACUUAGUCCUUCUUCAUCACAGUCAGACUGAGCCUCCAGCACCAGAACCAGACAGGAUCUCAGUUCCAGAUGGUUGUUUACAGCCAGUUAGUGAUGACAACACGUCAGAGUGUUCUGAACCUGAGUGUGAAGAUGAUGAUGAUGAAGAAGAGAAACCUCAGUCCUCACAGCUUCAUCAGAGUCAGACUGAGGAGAACAGAGAGGCAGAGCCUCCAGCCAGCAGCUCAACUGAACACAUGGAGACAGAAGCUGAUGGAGAGGACUGUGGAGGACCAGGACCAGACAGGAACUCAGAUCCAGACAGACAUUUAGAACCAGGUUCUGAUGACAAGACUUCGGGGUCUUAUGAACCAGAGAUGGAAGACAGUGAUGAUGGUUGGACAGAGACGCAGAAAUCAUUUAGCUGCUCAGACUGUGGGAAAAGAUUUGGCCGAAAGGGAAAUCUGCAGACUCACUUGAGAACUCAUACAGGAGAGAAACCAUUCAGCUGCUCAGUUUGUAAGAAAUGCUUUGGAUGCCGCUCAACCUUGACAAAACACAUGCUAACUCACACAGGGGAGAAACCAUUUGGUUGCUCAUUUUGUGGAAAGAAAUUUCAUAUCAAGGGAACUCUGGUGAGACACAUGGAAACCCACAGAACAAGAGAGAAAGAAUUCAGUUGUUCAGUUUGUGUAAAGAAGUUUUAUGAUAAGUCGACUCUGGUAAGACACACGAGAACCCACAUAAUAACAGACAAAACUCCCAGCUGUUCAUUCUGUAGAAAAAAUUUUUAUGACAAGUCAUCUCUGGAAAAACACAAAGCGACCCACACAGCACGAGAGAAGACGUUUAGCUGUUCAGAAUGUGAGAGGAAAUUUUAUUUAGAGGCACAUUUAAAAGGUCACAUGAGAAUCCACACAAAAGGAGAGAAACCAUUCAGCUGUCCCGUUUGUCCAAAGACAUUUAAAUUAAAUGAUUAUCUGAAGAAACACAUGAAAGUGCACACAGGAGAGAAACCCUUCAACUGUCGUGUUUGUGACAAAAGAUUCACAUGGUACCCACAGCUGAAAGCCCAUCAGUGUGGUGGGGAGACCAGCUGAAGCAGACUGCCUUCUUUCAGUGGUGGUAGCAGGGAGAGGCGACAGCCAAUGAGAGUGGAGCCCCAGCUGAGCUGACUUCACACUUAAAGUUUCUUUAAAUGACGUACAGAGUCUCUGUGGUUUAGACAGGACCAAUAUGGACAAGUAUGAAA